AUCCCAAGCAUGCGCAUUAUCGUGUCAGCGGUCAAAAGUUGAAUCCAAAAUGGCGGAAAAAACGGAUAAGGGCUUCAUGGCUCGUACGGCGAGUAUUACUGCAAAAAGAGCCAAACGAGCUCAAGAAAAGGUGAUGCAAAAGCUUGGAAAAGCCAACGAGACAAAGGAUCUGACGUUUGACGAGUUCGUAACUAACUUUAAUAAACAACAGAGUGCAGCCCAGAGAUUACAUAAAGAAUUAAAAAAUUAUUACUCUUGUGUCAAAGCAAUGUUAGUGUCUAGUGAUGCAUUUGGUGAUGCUGUUAGAGAAGUUUAUGAACCAGAAUGGCCAGGACGGGAUAAACUGAUUCAGUAUUUAGAGGAAUUACACAACCAAUGGCAAGAAUUAGUGGAAAAACUAGAUGAUGAAGUUAUUAUCCCAUUAACAGCAUAUCAGAGUCAAUUCCCUGACAUAAAGGCCAGAAUAAACAAACGUGGAAGGAAACUUGUGGACUAUGAUCGAUACAGACACAAUUUGGAAACACUAAAAGCUAAGGGCAAGACAGCAGAUCCUAAAAAGCUUGCUCAGGCAGAGGAAGAAUAUAAUGAAGCAAAAUCAGUUUAUACAAAGCUGCAUGCAGAAUUAUAUGAAGAACUGCCAGCAUUAUUCGACAGUCGCAUUGGUUAUUAUGUGUCAUCAUUCCAAAGUAUCUUCACUGCUGAAGGAGUAUUUCACAGAGAAGCAGCUAAGACAAAGACACAAGUGAAUGAUCUAAUGGAUGGUUUAAUUCAGGAUAUGUCAACUGGAACAUACACAACUAAAAGACCUUAUCCUGUUGCUAGUGAGAACCAAGUAUCAGACAGCGAUGAUAUGGACACUCAAACAACGUCUUCUCAUGCAGAAAGUGGUGAUGCAGUAGUGUGCAAUGAUGAGGCUGCUGCUACAGAAAGUGCUGAAGAUGGAACAGCUGAAAAAGUAGUCGAUGGAGGUGACGCCUUAAAUCCUUUUACACAUUCUGAUCAUGAUGAACAAGAUGGGGUGGGUGGGGAGACUGCGAUACAACAAGAGACUCAAGAAAAACCCAAGCCUAUUCCAGUCACUCAACCUCCACCCCCACAAGUAGAUAGUUCAGGCAAGAAAGCAGGAGAAAAACCUCAAGUGCAGCCAUUACCAGUCACCCAACCUGUGCAGCCACAAACCGAUAGCUCCGAGAAGGGAUCACCAUCUAAUGAAGAGGCUGCACCCCUCACUGCAUCACAGACAGAAGGAGCACAACAGCAGCCGUCACAGCAACUGUCACAGCAGCCGUCACAGCAACAACAGCAAGAGGUUUCUACAAGUGAAAUUCCUGGAGUGCUUUAUAAGGUUCGAGCAGCAUACAAAUAUGUAGCGGAAGAUGAUGAUGAGUUAUCUUUUGAGAAAGGAGAAAUUAUUAGUGUUAUAGAAUUUGAAGAUCCAGAGGAACAGGAUGAAGGAUGGCUCCUUGGUAUCUUAGAACUUAGUGGUAUUAAGGGUGUUUUCCCUGCAAACUUCACAAAAAGAAUUUAAUAGUUAAGUCAUAGUUGAAAUAAUUAAAAAUAAUAAAACAAGGAAGAUGAUAAUUACUGGUAUAUUAUCACUCCCUAAACACAAUCUUGAAGCUGCAAAGCAAUGCUUUAUCAAGGGUAUUAUAAGUACAACAUAGUAAUAUAUCACAAAUAUUGCAUACUUUCACUACUGACCAGAGUCAAAAUGUAAGGCAGACAUUUACUUAUGACUCUGGGCACUCAAGACAUGCAAGUGAAUGUGCUAAUAAUUAUUAUUGAUGUUGUUCAAAGGACACUGCAUUUAGUGAUCAGAUAAAAUUCCAGUCAGCCUAAAACAAAGUGUGCAAGAUCAGGUCUAUAUUUGACCUUUCUGUAAACUAGUUUGCUUUCAUCUGUGGAGUUGCUCACUGUCACACGGAUACACACAGUCCAAUACUCCCAUGUAAUGACCUACACACAUAUACAUUGCUCAGUAGUAAUAACGGACCACUCAGUUAAGAGACACACAGAGCUUUGCUUUAUCAGGACUGAUCCUUUAUGGAGUGGCUGAGCUUUGUGCUAGUCUUAUUAAAUAUUGUUGCAUUGCUGUUGUUCCCAUAUAUUCCUGACACUUUUUCUGGAAUAAAGUCAUAAAUUAUUUGGACACUAUAGGUUUCCUUCUCCCAUGACAACCAUACAAAAUUCCAAGCCCUAUUUUUUAUUACUUGUGCAAGCUGUAUAGUUAGGGAAAUUCAAUUACCUGUUUUGAAAUGGGAAUUGUAGGUCAUAUUUACAUUUGUUUGCCAACCUUUUAAGCUUCGGAAGUAGAGUUAUAAAAUACGUUGGAAGGAAAUGGGCUGUAAUAAUUAUUCUAAAGAUAGUCUCUCUAGGCUGUCAAACAAUUCACAGAAGAUACUCCUUCAUGUUCAAUUUUCACACCUUGUUGGGCCAGAUUGCCUGGCAAUUUGCAGGUGAUAUUUUGCCAAAAGAGCCCCAAAUAACUGAGAGCAAAACUGUUGGUCUCCAUUAUUUUAUCAUGGUAUCAAACAGUAUUAGUUUAAAACUACUGACAGUCAUUUCCGAGUACGAGCUGAGUGCAAAGAGAUCAUGUCUUGAAAGUAGGACCUUUUUGUUGCCAAGUUUAAGAAAAUAGUUUAGAAAAUGUCUCAAGAUUCUGUACAGUUUUUCAGAUUAUUUUGCUCAUGAAAUAUUAGUUAAAGACAGUUGACUGUUGGUAGCUUAAAUUGUACCAUAGAAAUGUAAAUUGCAAUUUGUUCCACUGCAAGAUCUGCUGUGCUCACUUGCUACAUAUGCUAAAGAAUGUGAAAUACAGAAUGUCUCUGGAAACUA
Messenger RNA from Orbicella faveolata, 2835 nucleotides. RefSeq names its product myc box-dependent-interacting protein 1-like. Gene Ontology annotation, cellular component: plasma membrane; cytoplasm. The record is from RefSeq and is a predicted model, not a curated record. Gene Ontology annotation, molecular function: protein binding; phospholipid binding. NCBI's taxonomy places the organism in Eukaryota, Metazoa, Cnidaria, Anthozoa, Scleractinia, Merulinidae.